Molecule: messenger RNA, 5627 nt
Organism: Nothobranchius furzeri (turquoise killifish)
Lineage: Eukaryota; Metazoa; Chordata; Actinopteri; Cyprinodontiformes; Nothobranchiidae
Gene: svild
Product: supervillin d
Biological process (GO): N-terminal peptidyl-glycine N-myristoylation; barbed-end actin filament capping; actin filament severing
Cellular component (GO): cytoplasm; actin cytoskeleton
Molecular function (GO): glycylpeptide N-tetradecanoyltransferase activity; actin filament binding; phosphatidylinositol-4,5-bisphosphate binding
Source: RefSeq, a predicted model, not a curated record
AGAAGGGGCGUUUACGAGGAACACAUGAACGCAACGAAGUCAACGGCCUCGACCAAUCAAAAGCAAGAAGGCAUUUUAAGUUUGAAGAGACAGAUCUGCCAGGCGCAUUCUCUGCCGCGUUUGCUUUUGGCUGCCUAAUAUUGCGUCUCCUCUCGGUGUGACGGAAGAAUGUGCAUUUAAAGCGAGACUGCAUUCUGAAAUAAGCACUGCCAUGGUAUUGGUGGAGUGAGACACUACAGUGAAGGAAGAGCCCACAAUAAACUAUAUUCGUUGAACACACUGCUUCAAAGUCAGCGACCUAAUAAGUGUUGAAGUUCAUCAUGGACGGAAUAGACACGCUGCAGAGCUCGGCCUCAGAGACCAAGGCUGAGCGGAUUGCUCGUUACAAGGCAGAAAGAAGAAGGGCACUGGCUGAGCAAUAUGGCAACACUGAGGACUUCAUGUCCAAGUAUGUCCGAAGGGACAGGAGAAUUGGCGAGACAUCGGAAACGACCUCUUCAGACGUCAAAGAGAAAGAAAAGCAUGAUGAAAAUGGAUCAGAGCCAACGUAUACGAGGAGGGGCGUCAGAAAUAGAGUGGCUGAUACUGUGGAGAGAGUUGGUGCUGAACCGGUCCAGGAAAAGGAGACCAAGACUUCCCUCAAAACAGAGACCGUUUCAUCUGUAAAGAUCCCUGCUCAUUACAGGCUGCUGGAAACUGGUGGCACAGACGAGCCUGACGCAGAUGAGAAGUCUGUGGAGCUUACCAGGAGAAGUCUAACUUCCAGGAUGUCUCGUAUGAAGGAUCUCGAAGAAACGGAGGACGGAAAAGGCAGUCGGCACUGUGGUGACAAACUACAGCAUCAGAUAAUCGAGAGUGACAAAGAGGAGUCUCCCGCCAGCCUCUCCAAUGCUGAUAAAGAAAAGAAAAUGGAACAAAUCACAGAGAAAUCUUCCAGAGAGGAGGAGCAAGUAUACAUCACUACAGAAGAAAAGCAGUUUUCCAGUUUCCACCUGGACAGACCUCUUCUCAGCAAGAACAGAGAUGAUUCACCUCCUCUCAGCCCUCUCUCCCACUCAACAUCUUCACUACAGCGCCAAGAUUCUGGACCUCAAGGUAUCAAGGGAAUCCUUAAGAAAAGCCGCUCCACCAGCGUGGAGUCGGACCACAGUGAGGGCGUGAUGCCUGCGCACGUGCCUUCUCGGCAAACCAGCAUCACUCUAAACCACCCUGAGAGCGAGGAUAAUGAUGAACAGGUUGAGGAGAUGGAAGAGGAAGAGGUCAGCCAAGAGAGUGACAGAGAGGAUGAGUCGUUAACAUAUGAUGCUGUAGAUGGUGGCCACUUCAGUGUGAACCGAGGACAGAAGGACAGCAUCAGCAGAGAUGGCUUUGAGGAGACGAGGAGCCUGUCACCUGACGAGACUCUGGAAAACACUUCACCAGUGUCUGAGGAUGUGGACGAGCUGGAGAGCAGUUUGGAUCAAAGUCUCAGCUCGUCCUUUAAACAGAGAAUGGCUUCAUUAACUAGUGGUAAAGAAGAGAAGAAAGACAGACUGAAGAAAUCUACCCCAACUGAGUUGACUCAGACAUCACUAAACGAUCGCGUUGACAAACUGAAUGAUGCUGAAAAUGCCUGGAAGAAAAAGAAGUCCAAAGUCAAUAUGGAGACCACCAUGUCGCUGAAUGAUAGGCUAAAGAUCCUCGAAGAGAAGACGGAGCAGUCAAAGAGCAAAGGCAAAGGAGCAGCCAACGACUCGGACCAGUUCACCGUGGCUGGACGAAUGGCCAAGAAAGGUCUCGUCUCAAGUUUAGGGAAGGAAGAGUCAGCAAUCGCCUCACCAAAGAAAUCUAAAACCACUCCUGUGAAACCACCUGAAGAAAUCUCUAGCAGAAGUUGCAUCAACGUGGAAGGAGACAAACGCCUCGACAAGCUGCAGUGCUUCCUUGACAAGCUCAGCAGUAAAGAUGGGAGCAAAACCAAAACAUCCACCAUCGAGGUGACGAAAGAGACAGAAAAAGAGGUGAUGAAGCCGGACGACGAGGAGACGUUCAGCAGCUUCUACAGAUCCGUCUCUUCCUCUAAACUGGAGACCAGCGUGGUUCUGACAGAAGAGGACCUCAGUGAGCUGGAGGCCGGCACACCAAAGCUCACCUCGGCUGUGGCGGAGCACAAGCGAGCCGUGCGACCAGCCAGGAGGAAUCAAGGCUCCAGGAACCCCCUGAAGGCUCUCGCUGCUCGUAACGACAUCCGGCAGGUUUACACCGAACAGAGGCUCAACGUGGCCUCGGUGGAGACCAAAAGGAUCCAGGUGGAGAGAAUGGCGAAACAUUCCAACAUGUCCGAAGUGGCCUUGGCGGGGCUCGCCAGCAAGGAGAACUUCAGAAAGGUCAGCCUGCGUAGUGUGAAGUCCACCGAAGUUGUGACCAACAACAGCGCGGUUCCUUUCCAUAAACUCAUGUUGAUCCGAAUCAAAGGUCGGAGGCAUGUCCAGGUGCGUUUGGUGGAGCCAACGGCUCGCUCCCUGAACAGCGGCGACUGCUUCCUCCUUAUUACACCAAAGAACUGCUUUAUGUGGAGCGGAGAGUUCGCCAACGUCAUAGAAAAGUCUAAGGCAUCGGAGAUGGCGUCUUACGUUCAGACCAAGAGGGACCUCGGCUGUAAGGCUCCUCAGGUGACUACACUGGAGGAGGGCAUCAACACCGACAGCCGAUGGGCCAAAGAGUUCUGGAGUCUGCUCGGAGGAAAGGCCGAAUACAGAGGAGCGGGGAGUCCAGAGGAAGAUGAGCAGUUUGAGAGUGGUGUUGUGGACUCUAACGGGGUCUACAGACUGGAGGGAGACAAGCUGGUCCCUCAUGAAGAUGCCUGGGCCUCCAUCCCCAGUGUGACGCUGCUCAAUUCUAAAGAGGUUUUAGUGUUCGACUUUGGUAGUGAAGUGUACGUAUGGCACGGGAAAGAUGUGCCCUUGGGUGACAGAAAAGUAGCUGUCAAACUGGGCAAGCAGCUUUAUGGAGGCAGCUACGACUACAGCAAAUGCAGACUCAACCCUUUAGACGCCUCCUGCACAAACUCCGAUGUGCCACUACAGGGGGAGGGACGUCCCAGCUGGACUCUGUUUGGCCGUCUCUCGGAGCACAACGAGACGUCCCUGUUCAGGGAGAAGUUCCUGGACUGGGCCGAGAGGAAGAAAGAGGAAACGGCUCAAGCAGAAGACAUCAAGAGCCCAGAUUCCUCCACUGUACGCUCCCCGUUUGACCUGGACCUGCAGCCAUGUGACGCCAGAUCUCUGUUGGACAACGAGCCUGUGCCAGUAAAGAUGGUUCUGGAGGGGGUUGACGUCCAGAGAGGUUAUGGCCUGGUGAGGACAGAGGAUGGGAGACAAGCCGAGCUGGCUACAGUAGCGGUGGAAGCCUGGCACAUCAAAGAGCACGGAGAGGAGGAAGUGCCUGAGGAGAGCAUCGGCCAGCUGCAUGAAUGUGACGCCUACAUCAUCCGCUGGAAGUACUCCAUCACCACGCUUGUUGGGAAGCGUCAGAAACCCGGAGAGCUGAGCAGCGGCGCACCGGGGCGGGAGAGGACAGCUUGUUUUUUCUGGCAGGGACGCCACUCGAGCGCCAGCGAGAAAGGAACCUCUGCUCUCAUGACCGUGGAGCUGGGCAGCCACCGGGGGGCGCAGGUGUUGGUGAGUCAAGGAAAAGAGCCGCCGUGUUUCCUGCAGCUCUUUCAAGGACGAUUAGUCAUCCAUAAGGGCAGCAGGGACAACGGCUCCACCGUCACAGGUAGUUGGAGGCUGUUUUGCUCUCGUGGUGAAGCGGAAGUGGAGGCCUCUCUUGUAGAGGUGGAGUGUCAGCAUGCCAGUCUGCGUUCUCGGGCCAGUCUGGUUCUGCUCAACGCUCAGAAAGGUCGCCUCUACUUGUGGCAUGGAUGUAAAACUCAUGCAGGCUCCAAGCUGGUGGCCCGAAGUGCCGUGGAUAAACUAACACAGAGGUGUCCCUCUGAGAUGGGACUGGACAGCACCAGCAGGCUGAAGGUAGAGGAGGUGGAGGAAGGAUCUGAGCCUGCAGAGUUUGAGCAGGCUUUAGGCCCACUGGACAAGAAGUCUUAUGAUUGUAUGCUAGAAGAUCCGGGGAAGUACAAUUACACACCCCGGCUCUUCCGGCUGAGUGCCAGCUCUGGAGCAUUUGAAGGGGAGGAGCUGCUGUAUCCUGCCCGAGUGACAGAGGGAGUGAUGGCUAUGCCUUUCCUGCAGGAGAACCUCUACUCUGCACAGCAGCCAGCCUUGUUCCUGCUGGACAACCGCAUGGAGGUGUAUCUGUGGCAGGGCUGGCAGCCUGAUGACACACAGUGCACCGGUUCUGCAAAGAUGCGCUGGGACAGUGAGAGGAAGUGUGCCAUGGAGACCGUGCUGCAGUACUGCAAAGAGAAGAAUCUGCGGCGCCCCCCUCUGGCCUACCUGGUCGUAGCGGGCUUUGAGCCCCUGACAUUCACAAACAUCUUCCCACACUGGGAGAAGGACACCAGUGUCACAUCAAAUGCUGGAAGCUCAAGGAACAGAGCAGUUCUGGUGAAAGAUGUGUUGUCCAAGCUCAGCAAGCAGCAGUACUCCAUCGAAGAGCUGACCAGGAAGCCCUUACCGGAAGGAGUGGACCCUCAGCGUCUGGAGGACUACCUGUCUGACGACGACUUCAAGACACUUUUUGAUGUGAGUCGCGUGGAGUUCAACGCCAUGGCGAACUGGAAACAGCAGAACCUGAAGAAGAGCAAGGGCUUGUUUUAAAAAAAGGAAAAUUAAACACACAUCUUGUUUUCAUUCUUUCUCUGCAGCUUUUCUAUUUCACGUUUUAAUAUUUUUUGUGGAAAAUCAAGAAAUUCAAAUGUACACUUUUGUUCAAAUGUUUAUAUCUGUGCCAUUUUUUGUUACUCCCUAAACUAUUUUAGCCAACCAUUAUGUGCAAUUGUUAGUCUUUUGCUCUAUAAAUAUGUAAUAUACUGUUAAUGUGUGUUUUGUUUACUCCAAAUCUAUUGUUUUGUUGUUUUAAAGCAAAAGGGAGUCACCAGUCUGUUUUAAUUUAACUGGAAGUGUCAGAUUUAAGUGAGAGAAGAAAUAUUCACACAAGUUUUCAGAGAGCUGAAAAAGAGUUGAAGUCAGACUAAAUUUUGCAUUCAGUUUUUAUUGGUAUUGGUUGCAAGUCUGUAAGACGGUCCAAAAUCUUUUUAGCUUCACAAAUUAUGCAUAAUUAUUCAUAUCUAAAGGUUUGGUACUGAUUACUUCUGGUCAUGUGGGACCAAAUUUUACUUGUUUAUCUCGUACCUGGGUUUUUAGGAGUUGUACGUGGGUGUGUGUAAAUGCAGAACAUUAGAAGUAUUAUGUGUGCGUGUGCGCGCAUGUGUGUGUGUGAGAGAGAGAGAGAGAGACAGUGAGAGGCAAAGUGCUGCAUAAACUGCCUUUAUUAUUAAACCCCAGUACCUUUUUAUGGAUAUGUCACUUUUAAAACUGCCUGUAUUAUGAAAGUCUUUGCAAUCAUUUAUUCAUUUGUGGCAUUAUGCAUCUUUUUGGUGACAAUAAGAUCUGUAUUUUAUGUAGAGACACAUACAGAAAUGACACGAUGCUUAGUAUUCUCUUAAAAAUUAAACAUGCAUUUAAAAUGUC